Messenger RNA from Thamnophis elegans (Western terrestrial garter snake), 1531 nucleotides. It is a transcript of the gene TRMT13, whose product is annotated as tRNA methyltransferase 13 homolog. The record is from RefSeq and is a predicted model, not a curated record. Lineage: Eukaryota; Metazoa; Chordata; Lepidosauria; Squamata; Natricidae. Gene Ontology annotation, biological process: tRNA methylation.
CCUGUAGGCAAGAUGGCGGAUGCUGCUGUCGAGGUGGCGCCUCUUCCUCCGCCGGGCGAUGCGCCUAUUUCGUGGAGCGGAAGAAGCGCUUUGCAAGAUGGUCCCGGCCCAAGGCAGGCGCUUCUGUGGCGAGCACAGCGCUGAAGAGGAAGAACUUAAAAGGAAGAGAAUUCCUUGUCCUUUGGAUCCAAAACACACUGUGUAUGAAGACCAGCUACAAAAACAUUUGAAAAAGUGUAAUUCAAGAGAGAAGCCAAAACCUGUCUACUUUGAAGAUAUUAAUGCAGGACUGAAAAAUGAAACAGAACUGCCUGAAGAACAGGCACCAAUUUCUGCACUUUCUAAACAAGAACUGGAGAACUUAAUUAGAAGCUUAAAAGCAAGUAAUGCUAUAAAUUAUGAACUUGAGGACCAAAUUCUUUCUCAUCAAGCCUUACAAGAAGCUCUAAAUGACCCCAAAAUGGAGAUGCAGCUUUUUAAACAUUUGAAGCAACAGGCUUCUAUAUUAGGUAACAUGAAAAGAUUGCAUUUGCUUGGACCAGGAAACUGUUUUGUGGAAUUUGGAGCUGGACGGGGAAAACUCUCCCACUGGUUGGAUAUAGCUUUACAGAAUGCCCAAGAUGUUCAUUUUCUUCUUGUGGAAAGGGCAUCUACCAGGUUCAAGGUGGAUGGCAAACACAAAAAACGUUACUUUGAGAGGCUUCAAGUUGAUAUCCAGCAUUUAUGUUUAAGUAAAGUUCCUCUUCUUGUGGAAGAGAACCUAUCUCUAAUAGGAAUUGGAAAGCAUCUGUGUGGUGCAGCAACAGAUCUUGCUCUGAGAUGCUUAGUUGACACCUAUGUGAAUUCACGCGCUGAAGAAAAGGAAGGCCCAGCCAUUAAACGCCUCAAGGCUGAUUGUCCCAGCCAAAUACACAGCAAGUGUGCAACUGAAAACUGGAGCCCUAUAGCUGGAAUUGUUAUUGCACUUUGUUGUCAUCACAGGUGUGAGUGGAGGCAUUAUGUUGGCCAAGAUUUCUUUACAAGAGUUGGACUUGGCCCCAUAGAAUUUAAUUUUUUCAAAAGAAUGACCAGCUGGGCUACCUGUGGCAUGAGAGAAAGCAGAAGUGGCAUACAAAAUAAAGGACAAAGAAACAUAGAUGAACACGAUCAGGAUAAUACAAAUACUGACUGCAAUUUGGAUAGUCUUCAAGGGCUGCUGACCACUGAUGAACGAAAAGAGAUAGGGCAUCUUUGCAAACUGUUGCUUGAUCAUGGUCGGAUCGAGUACUUACAGCAGAGAGGAUAUGAAGCUGUGUUGCAGCGCUAUACAGAAUCAAGUGUGUCAUUAGAAAAUGUUCUUCUGACAGCUGUUCCAGCUCAGUCUUCAUUGUCUUCCACAACUACUUAAAAACUUCCAAGAGGUCUUUCAGGAGUUUCACUGCUUCCAGGAUUUUUGCAAGUUUGUAACAUCCAGGAUUGUGUUUAAAAAACUAGGGAUAGUUUACAGCAGUGUUUCUCAACCUUGGCAACUUGAAGAUGUCCGGACUUCAAC